AUGGAGAUCCGCGUCCAUGUGUCCGCCCCGAGCAGCGUCGGCGAUGAUGCGCGACACCGCGCCCGGAUUGCGGCCAUCCUGGCCUUCCAGCCGGCCUCCCAGCUGCUGGUGACGGCAGACACCCGCCAUAGCCGACUCGCCUUCGACUCGACGCAGUCGCCCGUGACAGCUGCACCGGCAACGUCUGUCCCAGUCGCGCUGCUAGAGCCAGACGCCCUCACGGUCUCGGGCUCGACCUCCUCGUCUACUCACUCGCCUCACCCCUGCUUCCCUGCAGCUGCAGAUGGGGGCAUCCCCGAUGUGGAAGGCCAAGCCGUGUUGCCUCGCUCGGGCCAUGACACUGGUCCAGCCCCCGAUCCUCAGCGGAUCCUUAGCCCUGGACCCUCGACCGCGAUCGGGCCCGGCGCCAGUGCCCCGGCGUCCUUAGAUCGUCCUCGGCCGGCGUCCGCGCGUCGGCCGCGUCCGGAAUCUCCCCAUUCUCUGGACAGCCUGGUCAGCGUUAUUCCUGACUCGCAGCCCUCCUGUCAGGCACAACAACAGCCUCGUGUCGCAUCCACCCUUUCCGCCUCUCCUUCGCCAGCCGCUAUGGCGGAUGCGAGUGCGGGUGAUGUGACAGGUGCGCGUGCUGUCGCCGGUACGCCCGGCGUCUGGGAUGGCUCGCAGGAACCUCCGUCUGCCCCGGACCAACCCUCCCCUAAACGCCGCCGUCACGACGCCGGCCGCGAGCUUGAUAUCUCAACCACGGCUCCCAAUGCACCGACCACAUCGCCGAUCCUGGUGGAAUCCUGCUCGGCGUCUCUAUCGCCAGAUCAAACUCAUCAGAACCAGACAAUCCCGCUCGCCACAACCCAAUCCCAUCCGCGGUCCCCCACCUCCCUCCUCCAUUCCCUCCCAAUGGAAAUUCAUCCCCCGCCGCCCCCAAUCUCCACCUCCCCCUUUACCACGCACAUCACCCCAACCCUAUCUAUGCUUACUGAGCGACUCAAGCGUGCAAGGACUUACAAACCCCUCCAUCAAAGCAGAGAAUUGGAGAAAUUGGAGCGAGGGUAUUGGGCACUAAAAAUAUCUAUUCCCGCAGAAGAACAAAACCCAACCCCACUCAAUCCAAAUAAUCAACUCUUGUGGGAGCCGUCGUUCUUCCACCGCUUCUGGUCGUUUCUGUCCGACUUUAUCGGAAGAGACGCCCGAGCGGGCUGGGGCGUAUGGUGUAUCUUAGAGAAAACUGAAGCUGAUACGGAGCACGACACCUUGCCGUCGACCGCAUCAACCACCUCAGAAGAUCCCAUGUCCGCAUAUAUUCCAUCUCAUGUGCCCGAAUCCUUGUCCGUCGUGCUAAAAGUCUACGCUUGGGGCGAAAUUGCCAUGCAUAUCUACCUGCUGCUCUUCCUUGCGAGUGAGCGCCGGAUCCGAGGGAUGGGCGCUGAAUGGCGGGAUUCGAGGGAGGAGAUCGUUAUCCGGAUGCCGUGA
This is a messenger RNA of Penicillium argentinense, 1467 nucleotides long. RefSeq lists its product as uncharacterized. The record is from RefSeq and is a predicted model, not a curated record. The transcript has a single exon. The coding region runs from base 1 to 1467 and encodes 488 amino acids. NCBI's taxonomy places the organism in Eukaryota, Fungi, Ascomycota, Eurotiomycetes, Eurotiales, Aspergillaceae.